This is a messenger RNA of Dicentrarchus labrax (European seabass), 1151 nucleotides long. RefSeq names its product hydroxysteroid (17-beta) dehydrogenase 10 (gene hsd17b10). Lineage: Eukaryota; Metazoa; Chordata; Actinopteri; Moronidae. The transcript has 6 exons. The coding region runs from base 58 to 840 and encodes 260 amino acids. Gene Ontology annotation, cellular component: mitochondrion. The record is from RefSeq and is a predicted model, not a curated record. Gene Ontology annotation, biological process: androgen metabolic process; fatty acid metabolic process; estrogen metabolic process. Gene Ontology annotation, molecular function: estradiol 17-beta-dehydrogenase [NAD(P)+] activity.
CCGGUCAAAUACACGUGCUGUGCUGCGACGUCACUGCCGUUAGUCCCGGGAACCAAUAUGGCGAACAUCAGAUGCGUCAAGGGUAUGGUUGGCCUGGUGACGGGCGGUGCGUCUGGUCUGGGCCGGGCCACGGUGGAGCGUCUGGUGCAGCACGGAGCGUCUGCUGUGAUCCUGGACCUGCCUUCUUCUGAUGGACCGGCUCUGGCAGCCAGUCUCGGGGACCGCUGUGCCUUCGCUCCUGCAGACGUGACGUCGGAGGCAGACGUGCAGUCGGCGGUGUCCCUAGCGAGGGAGAGGUUCGGGAAGCUGGACCUGGCGGUUAAUUGUGCCGGCAUCGCUGUCGCCGUUAAAACCUACAACUUCAAGAAGGACGUCCCUCACAACCUGGAGGACUUCCAGCGAGUUAUCAACGUGAACAUCGCGGGAACCUUCAACGUGAUCCGCCUCGCCGUGGGCGAGAUGGGGAAGAACGAGCCCGACGCAGACGGACACAGAGGCUGCAUCAUCAACACGGCCAGCGUGGCGGCCUUUGACGGACAGGUCGGCCAAGCAGCGUAUUCAGCUUCUAAAGGAGGCAUCGUUGGAAUGACCCUCCCCAUCGCACGAGAUCUGGCGCCCAUGGGCAUCCGGGUCAUCACCAUAGCACCCGGUCUGUUCUCCACUCCGCUCCUGGCCGGUCUCCCCGAGAAGGUGCGCUCCUUUCUCGCCCGCCAGGUGCCCUUCCCCUCGCGCCUGGGAGACCCCGCUGAGUUUGCCCACCUGGUGACAUCCCUGGCUGAGAACCCCAUGAUCAACGGAGAGGUCAUCAGACUGGACGGAGCCAUUCGCAUGCAGCCCUGAGACUGUGUGUGUGUGUGUGUGUGUGUGUGUGUGUGUGAGUGAGUGAGAGACGUUGAUCAUCAAAUUAAGAGAAAAUGUUUGUGUGUGUGGCUGUCUGGUCUAAUUAUGUUGUAGAAAGCUGCAUACAGUAAAUAUUCACUGUUAUUGAUCACAAACAUCAGUUUUGUGUGUGUGUGUGUGUGUGUGUGUGUGUGUGUGUGUGUGUGUGUGUGUGAGAGAGAGAACAUUCAGAGCAUUGCAGUACUGUAUGGACUCUACUUUGGUUGUUUUGUAAACUAAUCCAGGCUCUAAUAAAGCUCACGUAUGUUUGA